AUGGCGACGAGCGAUUCGGAGGAGAAACAGCUUCUGCAGUCCAGAGAGGCGACAGUCUCAGCGGCCGAAGAUUCAUCAUGCAAUUGGGCAGUGAUUCUGGGAACGCUUCUGGCAAUAGGUGCGCUGGUGAGUUUGUUUGUGGUGAUCUUCAGUGCAUUUGUGACCCUUUGGUUGUGGCCAAUCUUGGGGGUUCUUCUCCUCGUUGGUCAUGGCCUACUUCUUUUUGCCGUUGCUGGCUCACAAACAACACUCGCAACGCCGGCAAAGCUCUCUGCCGCAGCGCUCUGCCUUGAAGUCUUGUGCUAUGUCUUCUUGGUGCCGACCUACCUCUUUCGUUCCUUCAUUGUACCCUGGUGGUGGUGGAAUGCUUCAGUGAUCCUGUUCGUACUGCCAGCAUUGAUCUUGCUAUGGGUGACCAUUCGCCAGUCCCUGUGUGGCACAACCGUGGAGAAGUGCUCGGCAGGGGGUCUCGUUGUGAUCUCCCUGGUCAUCCUUCUAGUUGGAGCGCUGCUUCUUGUUGCAGGGAACUUCUCUCCUACCCGGCUCUUGAUGACACUGCCCUCAUCGCGAUUGGUGGAAGAGAUCCAAACAAUUCGUGAUUAUGUGCAAAUGUCCAGUGCUAAAUUGGAUGCGACGGUGGGAUAUGAGAUUUGUGACAUGGCCACCUCCGAGUGUAGCAUGAAGAAGUUCGUCGGUUGGACUGUGGAGCGCCGCGGGUUUGAGUAG
Molecule: messenger RNA, 726 nt
Organism: Durusdinium trenchii
Lineage: Eukaryota; Dinophyceae; Suessiales; Symbiodiniaceae
Source: the annotation of a GenBank genome assembly